AUGACAUUAGUUUUACGAUAUGUUAACAAAAACAGAGAGUUGAUAGAAAGCUUUUUGGGUAUUGUUCAUGUGGGUGAUACAUCCGCAAUAUCAUUGCAAAAAAUAAUUUACUCUUUACUUUUGGAUCACUCGUUAUACCUAUCAAGACUCCGUGGACAAGGUUAUGAUGGAGCUAGAAAUAUGCAAGGAGAAAAAAAUGGCUUAAAGUCUUUGAUUUUGCAAGAUGUUCCGUUUGCAUAUUAUAUUCAUUGCUUUCCUCACCAAUUGCAAUUGACACUUGUAGCUCUCUCUAAAAAAUAUUCGGAUGUGAAAAUUUUCUUUUAUGUUGUCACUAAUGUUUUGAAUACUAUUGGGACAUCUUUUAAACGCAGGGACUUACUUCGACAACACCAAGUUGAGAAGUUGGAAGAAUUGCUUAAAUUUGGAGAAAUUCUUACCAGACAAGGAUUAAAUCAAGAACGUGGCCUCCAACGACCGGGUGAUACUUGUUGGGGAUCCCAUUUCAAGACCUUGGAAAAUUUCAUGAUUAUAUAUUCUUCAGUUGCUAAUGUGCUUAAAGAUAUGAAAGAAAAUUCUCCACAUGAUCUUGCUAAACUUGUAGCAUGUAACCUUUUAGAUAAAAUUCAAAAAUUUGAAUUCAUCUUUGUGUUGCAUUUGAUGUUCAAGAUGUUGCUUGUUACAAAUGAAUUGAGCAAAACUUUACAAAAGAAAGAUCAAGAUAUUGUCAAUGUUAUGAGAUUGCUUAAUAUUUCAAAAAGAAGAUUACAAACAAUGAGAGAGAGUGGUUUGGAGUCUUUGAUGGAUGGGGUUUCUUCAUUUUGUGCUAAACAUGAUAUUUUGGUUCCCGUAAUGAGUGAAGACUAUCCAAGAUCGAAGCGUAAGAAGUCCAAAAUUUCAUAUUUACAUCACUUUCGUGUGGAAGUGUUUUAUGCAGUUAUUGAUUUACAACUUCAAGAGCUCAAUAAUCGUUUUGAUGUUGUGACUAAUGACUUACUCCUUGGUAUGGCUAGUUUGAAUCUGGUUGAUUCAUUUGCUAAUUUUAGUAAAAGCAGAAUAGUGAAGUCGGCUGAAUAUUAUAAAAGCGACUUUGGUGAUAAUGAACUUUGA
This is a messenger RNA of Solanum verrucosum, 1107 nucleotides long. RefSeq lists its product as uncharacterized. Lineage: Eukaryota; Viridiplantae; Streptophyta; Magnoliopsida; Solanales; Solanaceae. The record is from RefSeq and is a predicted model, not a curated record. Bases 1 to 1107 code for a protein of 368 amino acids. The transcript has a single exon.